AUGUCAAACUCUCUUGACCAGCUGAAAGCGACCGGGACCGUCGUUGUAUGCGAUUCCGGCGACUUUGCGACCAUCGACAAAUACAAGCCACAAGAUGCCACCACCAACCCGUCCCUGAUCCUCGCCGCAUCGAAGAAGGCCGACUACGCGAAGCUCAUCGACGCCGCUGUUGAGUAUGGCAAGAGCCAUGGCGAUUCGAUGGACGAGAAGGUCGAUGCCACACUAGACAGCCUGCUUGUGCAGUUCGGCAAGGAGAUCCUCAAGAUCGUCCCCGGCAAGGUCUCGACGGAGGUUGACGCGAGAUUCUCUUUCGACACCAAGGAAUCCGUCAACAAAGCUCUCCACAUCAUCGACCUUUACAAGGAGCAGGGGAUCGAGAAGGACCGCAUUCUCAUCAAGGUCGCCUCGACUUGGGAGGGCAUCAAGGCCGCCCACAUCCUGCAGAGCGAGCACGGCAUCAACUGCAAUCUCACUCUCAUGUUCUCUCUCCCGCAAGCCAUUGCUGCCGCCGAAGCUGGUGCCUUCCUCAUCUCGCCUUUCGUCGGCCGUAUCCUCGACUGGUACAAGGCAUCGACUAAGAAGGACUACGCGCCGCACGAGGAUCCUGGUGUCAAGAGCGUGCAGAACAUCUUCAACUACUACAAGAAGUACGGCUACAAGACGAUCGUCAUGGGUGCUUCAUUCAGGAAUGUCGGUGAGAUCACAGAGCUGGCCGGUUGCGAUUACUUGACCAUUGCACCCAAUCUUCUUGAGGCUCUCUACAACUCCAAGGACGAGGUGCCGAAGAAGCUCGACGCCAAUGAUGCCACAAACUUGGACAUUGAGAAGAAGAGCUACCUCAACGACGAGGCCACCUUCCGUUUCGACUUCAAUGAGGAACAGAUGGCCGUCGAGAAGCUUCGGGAGGGUAUCUCGAAGUUCGCUGCUGAUGCAAUGACCCUGAAGGACAUCCUUAGGGAGAAGAUUGAGAAGGCGUAG
Messenger RNA from Coniosporium apollinis CBS 100218, 978 nucleotides. Its product is annotated as transaldolase. Gene Ontology annotation, cellular component: cytoplasm; intracellular anatomical structure. Bases 1 to 978 code for a protein of 325 amino acids. The transcript is spliced from 4 exons. Lineage: Eukaryota; Fungi; Ascomycota; Dothideomycetes. The record is from RefSeq and is a predicted model, not a curated record. Gene Ontology annotation, molecular function: transaldolase activity. Gene Ontology annotation, biological process: pentose-phosphate shunt, non-oxidative branch; pentose-phosphate shunt; carbohydrate metabolic process.